CCAAAACCUACCUUCUUCACAUAACACCCACUAUCCAUCAAUGGCGGCUCAAAUCAUUAUCCAAUCCCUCCAUCAGCCAUCCCAUUAUAGAAUAGCCGUCCAUCGCUCAUGACACAUGACCAACGAAGAUGAAUGGCACCAACACCUCUGAUGGAUUGAUGAACAAUGACAUGAUGAGCAGUAGCGGAUUCUACGGCCUUGGCUUCACCAUUGCCAUUUUCUUUCUCCUCGUCACCGCCAUCGCCGUUGUUUCCUACCUCUGUACCCGGCCCUCCUCAUCCCCAACCCACCAGUCUCGAGAGCUCCACGGGCCCACUCAACAUCAACCGCCCGUAGCUGACAAUGAAGUGGGCCUUGAUGAAGCCACCCUCUUGAGCUACCCCACACUACUUUACUCGCACGCCAAGAUCCACAACAAGGACACCACUUCAUCUUGCUGCCCCAUCUGCCUCGCGGAUUACAAGGACACAGACAUGCUGCGGCUACUGCCUGACUGCAGGCACCUAUUCCAUGUUAAGUGCGUGGACGCCUGGCUGCUGCUGCACCCAACAUGCCCUGUUUGCCGCACAUCGCCUCUGCCGACCCCUCUUGCAAAGGUUGUCCCGUUAGCAAGCCAGGUAUGAAGCGGCCAUUCGUAUUGGAUCUGCUUCCUUUAUGUAGAAUGUAAAACAAAUACCAUCACUACAGAGUUUGUGUUUGAAGCUCAUAGCCUUUGAAAAUUCGGUGUGUUUGCAUUCAGAAAAGUUGUACAUGUAAAAUAGAAUCUGAUUGCCACAGGGAUUAUAGAGUGUCCAUUUGUUUUUAGCUCCUCUAAAUAACGGGGGACAUGUCAGAGAGGUCUGAACCAUUCAUCAGUUGGGCCUCUGGACUCGGAUGGAGUAGUGUAGCAUGCAGCAACCACGUCCCUACCUUAUGCUACUGAAAAGUUCUGUGGGUC
Molecule: messenger RNA, 937 nt
Organism: Magnolia sinica
Lineage: Eukaryota; Viridiplantae; Streptophyta; Magnoliopsida; Magnoliales; Magnoliaceae
Product: RING-H2 finger protein ATL70-like
Exons: 1
Coding region: 129-623 (164 amino acids)
Source: RefSeq, a predicted model, not a curated record